CAUGAUUCUAUAAUAUUGCUCUUAUAACAAGGAUUAUAUUGUGUACCCUUCUGUUAAUUAUUCAUUAAAUCGGUGUUCAGUGACUAAAAUGAAUCCACAAGAGUCCGAUUAAGAAGAAGCGAAAGGCGCAAAAGAAAAUUAUCACUUAUUCGUAUAGGUACACCGAAAUGAGCUUCCUUAUAUGACGAAGUACAUGCUAAUGAAGAUUCAAUAAUAUUUCUAACAGUGAAGUGCGAAUAGAACCUAUUCUAUAAUUAUUAUUAAUUUAAUCAAAAUAAUACAAGAAUAUGGUCCUCAUUAAUUGAACCAGUGUAAAGGAAAAAAUUAAUUUCUGUACAAAAAUUUGCUUAGUUAUCUAUGAACCAUGGGUCUCUUAACAUCAUCAUGGUUAACGGAUGGAACAAUAUUGCUUUUAACAAUAAUCAUCGCAGCCUAUUUUUACGUGACACGAAAUUUUCAAUACUGGAAGAAGCGAGGUGUUUUCGAAAUCCCACCUGUGCCAUUUUUUGGAAAUUUUGCAAAAUAUUGUACGUUCCAAAUGUCUCCUGCUCACCUGUUUAAGAAAUUUUACGAUCAAGGUGAAAAUUUUCCGUAUGUGGGAAUUUAUAUUUUCGAUAAACCGUACCUUCUUCUGCGCGAUCCAGAAAUUAUCAAACGAGUCCUUAUUCAAGAUUUUCAUAUAUUUUCUGAUAAGUUGUCUCACUCGAGUAAAAAUGAUGACAUCAGCAACCAGAACCUUUUUUAUAUUAAUAAUCCCUAUUGGAAAUAUGUUAGGCCAAAAUUUUCAAAUUUGUUCACUAGUGCAAAAUUGAAGAGUUUGGUAGAGAAUGUACAAGACGUGAUACAAGAUUUCAAUGAUCACAUGGAUUUACUAAAAUUGGAAGGAUCUGGAAAAAAAGUGGACGUAAGAGAUCUCACUGAUAAAUUUACCAUAGACGUGAUUGGGCUUGGUGGAUUUGGAUUGAAAUUAAAUAGUUUGAAAAAUCCGGAUGCUGAAUUUCGGAAUUUUGCAAAAAAGAUGUUUGGAUUCUAUAAUUUAAAAAGAGCCGUUGAACUUACUUGUGUAAGUCUAGUACCUCAGUUUGCGACCAUCUUCGAUUUUCGAUUUUUCGAAAAAAAUUCAAGUCAAUUUUUCAGUAAAGCUUUCCAAGAGAUCUUGGAUGAAAGAAAGGAGAAAAAAAUAAAUAGGAACGAUUUGGUUGACUUGUUAAUCAAGCUUAGAGAUAACGAUGAAAUCAGUGAGGAUUCCCAUGGCUUUCAAUUCGAGGGUGAUAAUUUAUUGGCCCAAGCAUUGGUCUUCUUCUCCGCUGGAUUCGAAACUUCAUCAGCAACGAUUUCUUUUACUUUGUAUGCGUUGGCCAAAAAUCCAGAUAUACAAACGAAAUUGAGAGAUGAAAUUAAUGUUGGCAUUGACAAAAAUAAUGGAAAAUUAUCAUACGAAAUGAUAACAAGCCUGCAAUAUCUGGAUAUGGUAAUUGCGGAAACACUGAGAAUGUAUACCGCUUUACCAGUUAUAGAUAGAAAAGCAACAAAAGAUUAUAAAAUUGAAGAAACCGGACUAAUUAUAGAAAAAGGAACACCAAUAUUGAUACCAACUUUUGGGUUGCACUACGAUCCACAAUAUUAUUCUAAUCCAAAUGUCUACGAUCCGGAGAAUUUCUCCGAUUUUAAUAAAUCAUCUAGAAAUCCAAACGUUUACCUACCUUUCGGAAUCGGACCGCGAAACUGUAUAGGCAUGCGACAAGGAAUUUUGGUGUCCAAAAUCGGUGUCGCCCUCCUAAUUUCCAGAUUUGAGGUUACACUUCUCAAAGAUACUUCAGUGGAACUCGAUCCAAAAUCAUAUUUUACUACAAUGAAAGGACGACUUUUUUUGAAUAUAAAAAAAAUUGACACAAAUAAGUCGAAUUAAGUUACUAGAUAUUAAUGGCGAUUUAAUUGAUUUUUGCAACUUUUUUAUCAUAUACAUACAAAAAUAAAUUUAAACUG
Messenger RNA from Belonocnema kinseyi, 1986 nucleotides. Its product is annotated as cytochrome P450 6k1-like. Gene Ontology annotation, molecular function: monooxygenase activity; oxidoreductase activity, acting on paired donors, with incorporation or reduction of molecular oxygen; heme binding. The record is from RefSeq and is a predicted model, not a curated record. NCBI's taxonomy places the organism in Eukaryota, Metazoa, Arthropoda, Insecta, Hymenoptera, Cynipidae. The coding region runs from base 365 to 1909 and encodes 514 amino acids. The transcript has 5 exons.